Molecule: messenger RNA, 1634 nt
Organism: Spinacia oleracea (spinach)
Lineage: Eukaryota; Viridiplantae; Streptophyta; Magnoliopsida; Caryophyllales; Amaranthaceae
Exons: 4
Coding region: 314-1381 (355 amino acids)
Molecular function (GO): zinc ion binding; nucleic acid binding
Source: RefSeq, a predicted model, not a curated record
AUUUUCAAUGGGAAUAACUCUCGAAGGACUUUUAGACAAGAGCUACCUUGAGGUAGAUCUCCGUAAAGAGUUACUCGAGAGCCCAUCAAGAACCACUUAAGAGCCCCAACGUUGGCUAAGAGAUAAUUCUUAUUGGAGAGUAGUGGGAGAGUAAUUGUAAUUCGUAAGAGCUCCAAAUGUACAUACUUUCAGAUUCUCCUACUACUUCCAUUUAAAAUUGGAGUAAUCAGUUAUAAAAUCUCAAUCAUUUCAUCUUACAUGCAAAUUUGAUCACUCCAAAACCUCCCUCUCCGUACUCCGUAAUAAAAUAAAAAUGCAUCCAACACACCACCAGCAACAGUCGCCUCAAACACCAAGCAAAACCACCAACGAUAUCUGUUACCGGUGUAAUAAGGCGGGUCACUGGGCUAAGAACUGCCCUGAAAGUUCAGUCAACAACCGGAGUCCUUACAAGAAUCGGACCCCCAUUUUUCAUCCUACUCGCACCUAUGAUUAUCCGGCCACUCACUGCCCUUGCGGUGCCGGGUUUUGCGAAAUCCGUGUCUCUGCCAGCAAGAACAACCCCAACCGCGAAUACUACGUUUGCCCCGGCAAAUUUGAAAAUCAUUGCGACUAUUUUAAAUGGUGCAAUAAGAUGACGAUGGAUGAAAUUCGUGCGGUUCCACCCGAAAAACCAUUUCCAACGUGUGGAUGUGGGGCAGGGGUUUGUACAGUUGAAGCUGAAGAUGGGCAUAGUUAUUUCGUCUGUCCUAUUGAAAAGGGACAGGGAGCUUGUCAGUUUAAGCAAGGGAUGGAAGAGGGUCAAGAAUUAGAUUACCUGAGCUUUGAAUCAGAAAUUCAAAUUGACGCAGCGGUGAGGCGCGCUCUUGUUUUUCCCUCAGAAGAGAAUCAAGUACAAAUAGAGAAUGGAGUGGACGGGUCGUCUGGUGUAGCAGAUGGGAUAUCACCAGGAUCCCUUACAGUCCUUCAUUCAGCUAAAAACAAUAUUUCAGGAAACGGAUUAGAUUCAGUGAUGACAACUGAAAAUAAUAACAUUUUACUGAAUAUGGAUGGAUCCCUGGUGAAGAAUGUUGAAGCAUCUGUUAUCAUAACUUUAGCACCACUUGAAAAUCCAAUUUCAUGUGGUUUGCCUUAUGAAAAGUCGCAUUCGGAAGGCUCUCUGAAGUUGGAUAUACUUGUCCCAAAACAGCCAGUGCUGAAAGACGGGCAAAAUGAAGUCAAUUUUGCGACAGGCACUACCUUACAGGAUAUGUCCUUUGAGUUGGAAGAGGAGUUAUGGUGUUGCCAGGUGGAGAAUUCUUCUAUUCACAGAGAAAACUUACUUCAGGUCACGAAAACCAUGUCAGAGCGCAUGCAAGGAGAGCAAGCAGGCUGGGUUUGAGAAAGCAAUGGGUCAUCAAAGUGAAGUGUGCAUUUGCAAUCUUCAAUGCGAGUUGUGCGUCGAUUGUCUCCGAAAAUGAAGUGACAAUUCCUUAUAUGUAUAAACUACUUUGUAAUAUGUAGUGUAUGUUCUUUGUAACCAGCUAGUUCUGUGUAAGUGUGUAACGUAGUGAAUGUGUCAUAUAUAACUGAUGUAAGUUAAAGUUGUAUGUAACAAACUGAACUUACGGCAGCAUGUACACCAUUAGAUGCUA